UCAUGUGCUGUCAUGAUUUGUCUGUAGCCUAUAUCUAAAAUUGAUACUUGAUCUGUGAUAAUAUAAAAGUAAAAUUAUUUUAUUAUUAAUUUAAACUUCUGUCUACUAUACAUAAUUUAAAUAUUCAAUUUAACAAAGUAUUAGUUAUAUAAGUAUAUAAAUCAAUUUAUACGUAAGUUCUACAUGCUUAAAUUUUGUUUGAUUGUUAAAAAUGGGUGCGUUGUUCGGAAAACAGAAAAAGACCGUGAGCAGAGUAACUGAGCAAGAUAAGGCUGUAUUACAAUUAAAACAACAAAGAGAUAAAUUAAAACAAUACCAAAAGCGAAUAGAGUUAAACUUCGAGAGAGAUAUACAGUUGGUUAAAAAAUUACUCAGUGAGGGCAAAAGAGAUAAAGCCAAACUUGCAUUAAGGAAAAAGAAAUAUCAAGAACAACUACUACAGAACACAGAGGCGCAAUUGGAAAAAUUAGAACAACUUACUCAUGAUAUUGAAUUCGCACAAAUUGAAUUACAGGUACUGGAUGGCUUGAAGACUGGAAAUGCAGCAUUGAAGAAGGUACAUGAUGUAUUAAAUAUAGACGAAAUAGAGAAAAUAAUGGAUGAAACAAGAGAAGGCAUAGAAAAACAAAGAGAGAUAGAUGAACUUAUAUCUGGUCAACUAACAGAGGAAGAUGAAGAAGCUGUAGAAGCUGAGCUUGAAGCAAUCCUAGAUGUUGGUGAGCAAUUACCUGAUGUGCCUACAGAUAAAUUGCCAGAAGUCACUGAAGAAAAAGUUGCAGAUAAGCCCCAGAAAGCCAAAGAGAGCCCUAAAAAGAUAGCUAUUGAAGCUUGAUCUAUUAUAGUUUUGCAUAUAACAAUUGUACAGUCUUGUAAUAUAAGUAUAUUAUUUUUAUACUU
Messenger RNA from Achroia grisella, 897 nucleotides. RefSeq names its product charged multivesicular body protein 6 (gene Vps20). The record is from RefSeq and is a predicted model, not a curated record. The coding region runs from base 212 to 832 and encodes 206 amino acids. NCBI's taxonomy places the organism in Eukaryota, Metazoa, Arthropoda, Insecta, Lepidoptera, Pyralidae. Gene Ontology annotation, cellular component: multivesicular body; ESCRT III complex. Gene Ontology annotation, biological process: vesicle budding from membrane; late endosome to vacuole transport via multivesicular body sorting pathway. The transcript is spliced from 2 exons.